Messenger RNA from Pyricularia oryzae 70-15, 2036 nucleotides. RefSeq names its product eukaryotic peptide chain release factor subunit 1. Gene Ontology annotation, molecular function: sequence-specific mRNA binding; translation release factor activity, codon specific. The coding region runs from base 131 to 1438 and encodes 435 amino acids. NCBI's taxonomy places the organism in Eukaryota, Fungi, Ascomycota, Sordariomycetes, Magnaporthales, Pyriculariaceae. The record is from RefSeq and is a predicted model, not a curated record. The transcript has 6 exons. Gene Ontology annotation, cellular component: cytosol; translation release factor complex. Gene Ontology annotation, biological process: cytoplasmic translational termination.
GUUUUCUUCACCUACACAUCUUUCAGAUUUGGAACGAAUCUUCUUCGGUUCCCCUUGGGAAAGAAGGCUUUCUUUUUAGUUUUGUUGCUUUCACAGUUUGGGACCGACCCAAUAAGGGUAUUCUGUCAAGAUGAGCGAACCUCAGGGAAAUGAGGCUGAGAAGAACAUCGAGAUAUGGAAGGUGAAAAAGCUCAUCAAGCGCCUCGAGGCGGCUAGAGGAAACGGCACCAGCAUGAUCUCCUUGAUCAUUCCCCCCAAGGCCCAGAUCUCGCAGGCAGCCAAGAUGUUGGCUGAAGAAUACGGUACUGCCUCGAACAUCAAAUCUCGCGUGAAUCGGCAAUCUGUCCUCUCGGCCAUCACCUCGACCCAGCAGAGGCUUAAGCUCUACAACAAGGUUCCUCCGAAUGGUCUCGUCGUGUACUGUGGUGAAAUCUUGACCUCGGAAGGCAAGGAGAGGAAGGUCAACAUUGACUUUGAGCCCUUUAAGCCGAUCAACACCUCGCUCUAUCUUUGCGACAACAAGUUUCACACAGAGGCCCUCGCCGAGCUGCUCGAGUCAGACCAAAAGUUCGGUUUCAUCAUCAUGGACGGUAACGGAGCUCUGUUUGGCACUCUGAGCGGCAACACCCGAGACAUCGUCCACAAAUUCUCGGUCGAUCUGCCCAAGAAGCACGGUCGUGGUGGUCAGUCUGCUCUGCGUUUCGCGCGUCUGCGUGAGGAGAAGCGCCACAACUACGUCCGCAAGGUCGCCGAGUUGGCUGUGCAAAACUUCAUCACGGCCGACAAGGUGAACGUCGCUGGUCUCAUUCUGGCUGGUUCUGCUGAUUUCAAGAACGAUCUUAAUGCUUCCGACAUGUUUGACGGCCGUCUGGCGACCAAGGUUAUCAAGGUCGUCGACGUGUCGUACGGUGGCGAGAACGGCUUCAACCAGGCCAUUGAGCUUUCGUCUGAGACGCUUGGUAACGUCAAGUUCAUCCAGGAGAAGAAGCUCAUUGGCAAGUACUUCGAGGAGAUCAGCCAGGACACCGGCAGGAUCUGUUAUGGUGUUGAGGACACUCUCAAGGCCUUGGAGCUGGGUGCUGUGGAGACGCUCAUUGUUUUCGAGAACCUGGAAAUCACACGCUGGACUCUCAAGGACAGCACCGGUACCGAGAUCAUCCUUCACACUACCAAGGAGCAAGAGACUGGAAACCGGGAUCAAUUCAUGGACAAAGAAACCGGGCAGGAGAUGGAGGUUGUCAACCAAGAGUCCUUCCUCGAAUGGGUUGCCGAACAUUACAAGGACUUUGGUACUGCGCUUGAGUUCGUCUCAGACCGUUCCACUGAAGGCAACCAGUUCGUCAAGGGCUUCGGUGGUAUUGGCGGUCUCCUCCGUUACAAGGUGAACUUUGAGCAGCUAGCUGAAGUCGACGACGAUGACGACUACUACGAUGAUUGACAGACCGAAUCCCUCGUUGGGAACGAGGGAUAUUCUACUCAAGUAGCCGCGCCUGCAGAGUCGCCCGUCUCUGAGCAGCGUGCAUCAAAAAUGUCUCGGACCGAGCGACUGGCGAUGGAGAUGGAGCACAAGUCGAGCUCCAACACCAGCGUGGGACAUCAAGUCGUGCGCCCCAGCCCGCUUCGCUCUGUUAUGACGGCUUCUUGAGUUUGUGUUUACACGCGGUAGAUAUCAGAUUGUUGAGAUGAGAGCAUACACAGAGAGCGACCUCCCUACGCGAAACCCGUCAAAAAGGUCAAAGUGAGCCUCAAGAAGUCAGAUGUCAUUUUCAGGGCUUUGUCUGUGGUCUGUGCUCUGGACAAGACAAACGGGCGAGGAUAUCAGAGGAAAUUGGUGAAAUUGGACGUUCAUUCAUAUGGGCGUCUGCCUGGCAAAAGUGAGGAUACUGCGGGCUCGUAGGAGCGGGCGAUAUCAUUAGAUAGUCCACCAGCAGCUUGGACCUCGGCCACGACCUGAUGUGGAACUUGGUAUCCGUUAUCCAAACGUUUAUGUAACAUCUAGAUUGAGAAAUUCACCACUCGCUUGCAGUAUGCGCCCA